Messenger RNA from Impatiens glandulifera, 2137 nucleotides. Its product is annotated as (R)-mandelonitrile lyase-like. The record is from RefSeq and is a predicted model, not a curated record. Gene Ontology annotation, molecular function: oxidoreductase activity, acting on CH-OH group of donors; flavin adenine dinucleotide binding. Lineage: Eukaryota; Viridiplantae; Streptophyta; Magnoliopsida; Ericales; Balsaminaceae.
AUGCGAGAGGAGCGUGAAGCUGAAAGACUCCAAUCACGAAGAGAACGCGAGAAAGCACUAAUGAAGCGUGAAGAAACACAAAGGGAGAGACAACGAUCAAUACAAGAGCGUGAUCAAAUGCGGAAUGAUAUGAUCGAGACGAGGGAGCAGAUGGCCUUCUUAUUAUCCCUUUUAGGGUUUAUUGGAUUGAUGAUUGAUGAUUUUGGUUUUAGAUUGAUGAUGGUUCUUCAAAUGAUCUACCAUUCCUCCUCACGCCACGAAAUCCCAGCAGAAGAAUACUACGAUUACAUCAUCGUCGGAGGUACCGCCGGCUGUCCACUGGCAGCUACAUUAUCGGAACAAUUCAAGGCUUUACUAGAACGAGGUGGAGUUCCUUACGGAAGACCCAAUUUAAUGAACCAAGAAGGGUUCUUAAUGACCUUAAUCGACGUCGAUUCUCCAUCUUCUCCAGCACAGGCCUUCAUUUCAGAAGACGGAGUAGCUAACGUACGUGGACGUGUUCUUGGUGGAAGUAGCGCCAUUAACGCGUUUCUACAGCCGGCAGACCAAGAAUUCUUUAAGAAAUCCGGUAUCAAUUGGGAUUUCGGUAUGGUUAAUCAAUCGUAUGAAUGGGUUGAGAAUGAAAUCGUUUUCCGACCUGAAUUGAAAAACUGGCAAUCUGCGAUUAGAGAUUCAUUACUUGAAGCUGGUUUUCACCCAUAUAAUGGAUUCAACUUAAAUCAUGUAAUUGGCACUAAGAUUGGUGGUACUACUUUCGACACCGAUGGGCGUCGCCAUAGUGCUGCUGAUCUCCUUUCUUACUCAAAUAGUUCAAAUAUCAAGGUUGCUAUACAUGCAAACGUGGAAAGAAUCAUAAUCUCAUCUUCAUCCAACACUUCUUGGUUGGACCCAAUUGCCACAGGAGUUAUCUACAGAGACGAAAAAGGCGGUUACCAUCGCGCGAUGACUGCGGAAAACGGAGAAGUCAUCCUCUCCGCCGGUGCUCUUGGCACCCCACAAUUACUUCUCUUGAGUGGAAUCGGACCGAGAGCUUACCUUUCUUCAUUAGGGAUUCCGGUGAAUGUACAUCACCAUACGUUGGGAGAAUACAUGUAUGACAACCCACGAAAUGGAAUCUCAAUUGUAUCUCCAUUUCCUUUAGAACAUUCGUUAAUCCAGGUGGUUGAUACAGAUUGCGGCGCGUAUCUAGAAGCAGCAUCGAAUACAAUUCCAUUUUCAUCCCCUGCUAAUUCCAUAAUGAGAUCACAUUUACCUCUUUAUUUCACAAUAGCAACUCUAAUGGAAAAGAUAAUUGGACCAUCUUCAAUUGGGUCAUUACGAUUAGCAUCGGCUAAUGUUAGAACAAACCCAGUCGUUCGAUUCAAUUACUUCAGCGAUCCAAGUGAUCUGGCUAGAUGUAUAAACGGGACGAGAAAGAUUGGUGAGGUGCUUCAGAGCAGGGCAAUGGAGUAUUUCCAAGUUGAAGUUCGUUAUGGGCAGAGAGAAUUUCGGUAUGUAGGUUCUUCUUUGCCGGAUGAUUUGUUUGAUGUGGAAAUGGGGGAAUUCUGUAGAAGAACUGUGAAUACGAUAUGGCAUUAUCAUGGAGGUUGUGUGGUGGGGAAAGUGGUCGAUGUGGUGAAGGUGGUCGGGGUUAAGUCUUUAAGAGUGGUCGAUGGUUCUACUUUUACGGUUUCGCCAGGGACUAACCCUCAGGCAACGCUCAUGAUGAUGGGUCGGUAUGUUGGACUGAACAUUAUGAAGGACAGACAACAUAGUAAGUGUGACCUGUUUGUUGAUUAUCCUAUCCAAUCCAAUCAACAUUCAUCUCAGAUUCUAUAUUUGAGAUUUUCUCUGUUUUUAGUUGUAGUUUUUCUGUGAUAUUUGAACAUUUGAUUUGUUGUUGUAAAUGGCUAUAUAGAGAUAAAGGGUUGUUAAAAGUUGAUUGAGUUGAAAUGAGGGUCAUGAUAUGGUGUCUGUUCAAUAAAAAAACAAAUUUACUCAUAAUAUGAAAAGAGUUGUUACUAUUUAAUUAAUGGAUUACUCUGGUUGUCAAAAAUAAAACUCAUGUUAAACUUACAAGAAAUAAAGCCUUAAUGAUGUAUUUUAAUAACUGCUAACAGGGGUUUGUAGUAUACUAUUAUAACCUAUACAUAACAAA